AUGCUAUCUAUUUCUCAUACAUAAAAAUCCUUAUAAGUGCAUUCAUAAAAGCAAUUACAUAGAUAAAACUUAUAUUCUAGAAACAGAACAAUUGAUAAUGUAGAUGCAAAUAAAUUGAGAGCCAAAUAUAUUAUGCAUGAUAAGGAAUCUUUAUAUGAAGAAAUUCAGAAAUUAAAAUAAGAGAACAAUCAAUUAAAAUUAACAUUGAGAUAAUUCCAAUCAUAAAUUUAAUAUUUUAAGAGAGAAGUGCAAUCAAUUUCGAAAGAUGAAGGAACACCAACAAAAAAUUAUUCAAGAUUAAAAUAAGGCUACUUAGAAAAAAUAACUCGACUAGAAGUAUUUUAAUUAUAUCUCAUUUUAGGAUGAAAAUAUCAAAUUACAAUAAUAAUUAGAAGAAUAGUAAUAAUAUAUUGGUUAACUAUAAAAUCCAUUUAAUAAAAACAAUGUUGAAAAUUUAUGUAUGUCUUUAAGUGAGGAUAAUAUGAAGUUAACUCAAUUGAUUUAAUAAUAAGAAUAAUCAGUAAAUCAAGCUUAAGUAUUUAUAUAAAAUUAAAGUUAGAGUUAAUAUAAUAAAAUGAAUGUUAAAUAUAAUGCAAUAUUAAAUAAGUAUAAAUAAUUGAAAAACCUUAAUGCUUAAUUACUUUUGGAAAUAGCAGAAUUAAAGAAAAAGGAUACUUUAUAUCUCGAAAGACCUUAAUAAAAAGAUAAUAAAAAAGUUGAAGAAUAGUUAUAAUUAGAUUUUGAUCAAGCUCUUGUAGAUUUAAGAAAUGAAAGAUAGAAAAAUAAAUAUUUAGAAAAUAUGAUGUAAAAGAUAUAAGCUGAAAAUCAAGAAUAAAUUGAAAAUCUCGAAAAAAAAUUAUCUGAUUAAAAAAGAUAAUAUGAAUUAUUAUAAAAAGAAUAUGAUUUAGAGAAAAUAUAAAAGUAUUAAUCUAAAAGAACAAUACUAAUAAAAAAUAAUGGACCCUAAUAACCAGAAGAAUAAGUAUAAUAAUAAGAGGAAAAUGAAUUGUAAAAGAAAAAAAUUAUUAAUGUUGAUAAAAAUGAAAUUAUGACAAUAGCUAGAUAAGUCAAAUUAAAUCUUAUUGGAUUAAAAAUCUCUUUAUAAUAAGUAGAAGAGUAUCUCUUAACUCAUGAAAAUUUAACUUAACAUUAACUUAAAUAAAAUUUAUCUAAUAGAAUAUUUGGUCUCUAAACACUUGAAUAAAUUGAAAUGGCAGCCAUUUAUUUAGCUGAUGUUGAAAGUGAAACUGAAACAACUACUAGUGCAAGAGUUAGAAGUAUAUUUAAAACACUAAUGGAAAAUUAUUAAAUAUUAACACUAUAAUAAUUAAAUAAUAUCAAUUAGUAAAUUAUGAAAAAGAAAAAUGAAAUUUCAGAUAUAUUAAUAAAGAAAUAUCCAGAUACCUAUACAAAUGGUUAUAUUAAUAUUGAUGUAACAUUAUUGGAAUAUAUUAGAUAUAUUUAGAAGUCUUAUAAUAAGUUGAAAUUACAUUAAGUAAGCUAGAAAUUGAUCAUUUCUAUGCUCUAAUAACUAAAUAAAACAAAUAAAAAAGAAUACUCCUCUAAUAAAUUCAUUCUCCUUUUGAUGUAAAUUAGAAUGAAGAAGAAAAUCAAGAUGAAUAACCUUAAAUAAAUCAUUUCAAUAAUGAUGAACCAAAUAAUGUGAGAUUAUCUUAAAGUCAAUUUAUAGGAGUUCACAAUAGAUAAGAAUCAGAAUUAGUCAAUUUAAUUGAAGAUGAAGAUGAAACAGAUAUAAACAAAAAUUAAUACAAAAAUAGUAAAAUUAAUAAAGAAAAAGAUUAACUUGAAAAUUAGGAACUAUUAUAUUCUGAAUAAUAAUAAUUAGAAGAAGAAAAAAAUAAUUUAAAAGAUGUCCAAAAUGAUGAUCCAGAUAUGAAAAUGAUUGAUUCGUAAGAAUUAAGAAAAUAAAGUUAACCUGAUUUAUAAUAAUUUUGAAUUUAAAUAAUGGAUAACUAAUUUGAGAGAAAUGUAAACAAGCAUAUAGAUUGAUAUAAAAAAACUACAUCAAAAGAUUCAUUAAAUUAUAAAAUAUGAACCAAUUCCUCAGUAGCCAACACAAUAUUUUAUUGGUAAAUCAAGACCAAGCAGAAUUAAUGAUGAGGAGUAAACAAUUCUUUCUUCAUUUAAUGAGAAUUCUUUUCGAAAAAGGUCUUCACAUAGCUGUUCUUUAAAGUAGAUAUAUAAACUAAAAGUUAAAUAGAAUGCAUAAGAAGCAAAAAUUAGGAAUUGUAUAAAAGAAUGAAUAUAUUAGAUUAGGAAAAAAAAGUAAUCUUAUUAUCAAUUUGAAAGUUAACUUUAAAAGACUUUAUAAAUAUAAACAUAGAAUUACAAUGAAAAUUGUCUAUUAAACAAAAAUAAAUUAAAGCAAAAGAAUUAGAAAAUAUAUUGUUACAAGAUUAGAGAGUUUUAAAAGAAAAUUUGA
Paramecium pentaurelia is the source of this 2443-nucleotide messenger RNA. NCBI's taxonomy places the organism in Eukaryota, Ciliophora, Oligohymenophorea, Peniculida, Parameciidae. The record is from the annotation of a GenBank genome assembly.